Messenger RNA from Gossypium raimondii (Peruvian cotton), 1465 nucleotides. RefSeq names its product expansin-A1. Gene Ontology annotation, biological process: plant-type cell wall organization. The record is from RefSeq and is a predicted model, not a curated record. Gene Ontology annotation, cellular component: extracellular region. The coding region runs from base 248 to 994 and encodes 248 amino acids. The transcript has 3 exons. NCBI's taxonomy places the organism in Eukaryota, Viridiplantae, Streptophyta, Magnoliopsida, Malvales, Malvaceae.
AAGCUGAGUUCGGGUCCACAGGGUGGAAGAAACCGCUUGCACCCCCCACACCUCAUUAGCCAAGAUGGUGUGACGUUCCCCCUCGUCGCCUUUCUAUAUAUCCCCCCACCUCCUCCUUCUUCCCUCACUACUCAAAACAACACUUGUCUUUAAUUUAUACCACUGCUUCCUUUCUUCCUCCCUAAGCUACCUAAAGCCUAAAGGAUACCCAAUCUUUCAAGUUUCAUUUCUUAAAUUCACCACGAAAAUGGCACUUUUUCCUCUACUUUUCAUGGUUUUUCUUCAUUUUUUCUCCUAUGCUUAUGGAUAUGGUGGGGGAUGGGUUGAUGCUCAUGCCACAUUUUACGGCGGUGGUGAUGCCUCUGGCACAAUGGGCGGGGCGUGUGGAUAUGGGAACCUAUACACCCAAGGGUAUGGGACUAAUACAGCGGCUUUAAGCACUGCGCUGUUCAAUAAUGGCAUGAGUUGUGGAGCUUGUUUCGAGAUAAAGUGCGUGAAUGACCCACGGUGGUGCCUGCCUGGCUCGAUUGUGGUCACUGCCACCAACUUCUGCCCACCAAAUAGUGCACUCCCAAACAAUGCUGGCGGCUGGUGCAACCCUCCUCUGCAUCAUUUUGAUCUCUCUCAACCUGUUUUCCAACGAAUCGCCCAUUACAAAGCCGGGAUUGUUCCUGUUGCUUAUAGAAGGGUAGCGUGCAGGAAGAGAGGGGGCAUAAGAUUCACAAUCAAUGGACAUUCAUACUUCAACCUAGUCCUAAUCACCAACGUAGGAGGUGCCGGCGAUGUUGUAUCGGUUUCCAUAAAAGGCUCAAGAACCGGUUGGCAACCCCUGUCGAGGAACUGGGGCCAAAACUGGCAGAGCAACACUUACCUUAAUGGACAAAGUCUGUCCUUUAAGGUCACCACCAGUGACGGUCGAACUCUUGUCUCUAACAAUGUCGUCCCUCCUAAUUGGUCCUUUGGCCAAACCUUCACCGGCUCACAGUUCCCCUAAACUCUCCAGAACCCGUAAUAUAAUAGUGAUGAUAAUCGUAAUAUUGCAUUGCAGUCCUAUUACUGUUUAAAUUAAGCCGGGGUGUAAAAGAUUAGUGUUUUUAGGAGUAGAGUGGUCGAAAUGAAUAGAUAUAACCAUAAUACGAGGUUAUAACUCUAUAUUCAAGUAAAAAAAAAAAACCUUUAAAUUCGUAGAGUAGUUGAAAUGGUGAAAAGGCUUUUAAUUUUAAGAUGGGCCCUCGUCAUUGAAAUUAAAUUUAAAGGUGGUGGUGGUGGUUGCUGUUUUAUUUCUGUUCUGCUCUCUUUUGACAAAGGCGGAGACAAAGAAAUUGGCAGCGGUGGCGGUGGGUAUUUGAUUUAAAAACCUGCCGGCCGCCACUUCUUUUUGGUUUGCUACAAUUUUUGCUUUUAUGUGAAGCAAUCUGUAAUCAGCGUUCGUCGGAUAAUAAAAUUUGUACGAGUUUUACAUAAA